AUGUCGACUCACGGAGGUAGUAUUAAACCAACCAGUAAUAGCGAUCCCUCAAAUCCAAUCAGAAAAAAAGUGGAGUCAUUGGUUUCGCAAAAAUUACACACUGAUCAGGAUUUUUUAAAAAUGAUGGAUUAUGUUGCACCAAUCGUGAAAGAAAUUGAUAUUCAUGUGGAACGGAAGUUGGUAUAUGAGUUAGAGGAACGAAAAAUUAAAGCAAAUCGGGAAUACAUGAAAGCUUUUGGAUUGGUAAAUGAUCGGGUGCAAGAUUUCGUGGCCAAAGUCAUGCAGUUGAACGGUAUAUGUCAGGAUAUGACGCAUAAAAUACAGUCGAAUAAAGCGAAAACCCAAGAUUUACUAGCAAGAACUGCUGCAUUGCAGAAUGCGAAGAGAACACUUGAGAAAAAACAGGUAGCGAUUGAUGAUUUCUUGAGUCGUUAUUCAUUAGCACCUGAAGAAGAAGCUGCUCUGAAAGGUUCCGAGGCUGAUGGCACAGUUGACACAAAGUUUUUUGCGGCAUUACAACGUGUGAAGCAGAUUCAUGAUGACAGUAAACAACUUCUACGAUCUUCUGGAGAGCAUCUUGCAGCAUUGGACAUAAUGGAAGAAAUGGCAAAUAAAUUGGAAGAAGCGUAUGAAGUGCUCUACCGUUCAAUUCAGCGAGAGUGUCGACUGCUUAAUGUGGAAUUCUUGGAACUGAAAGGAGUUUUGGUACAAUCAGUUGCAGCGCUUCAAGACCGUGAAGUGCUUUUCAAGUAUGUCUUAGAUGAGUACACUACGGCACGAAGAAAUCAUGUAGUACGAGCAUAUAUCGAUGCACUGACACGAGGAGGUGCUGGAGGUACACCCAAACCAAUUGAAUUGUUGUCUCAUAACCCGCUGAGAUAUGUCGGUGAUAUGCUUGCAUGGAUUCAUCAGGCAAUGGCUACCGAAAGAGAACUUUUACAAGCACUGCUAAAAUUAUGUCGUCCAGAUGUUUUGAAAGAGAACAGCAUUGGUAUGCAAAGUCAAAUUUCUGAAGCACUUUGUCGCCCGUUUAAAGUUCGUGUCGAACAGGCUCUCACAACUGAAACGAAUUGUAUUGUGCUUUAUCGAUUGUCUUGUCUUUUCGCUUUCUAUCUCGAAACAAUGGCCUCUUCCUUGAACUUGGAUUCGAUGUUAAUUCAGACAUUCAAAGAGUUGAAAGAAUUGACGUUAAAUUUGUUUUUCAGUGGAUUACAUUCCCUAGUUCAGAAGCUCGUUGGAAAGAUAGGUACGCCUGAUUAUGAUUUGCUUCCUGUAUCCGCUGUCCACCAGAUACUGGUGCUACUCAAAGAUGUUCUGGAAUCACAUGAUGGUGCCGUUGUUGCUGUGGCUGAUAAGAAAGAAAAUUUUGAAAAGAUCUUUACUGCUGUUUUGGAUCCGCUGAAUCAAGCAGUACAGUUAUCAGCGACACAACUUCAUUCACCUAUUGAUGUUGCCGUUUAUACUCUUAACUGUCUUUCCGCUGUGAAUGCUGCUAUAGUACUUUAUCAAUUUACGGAUUCACGCCUUGAAAUGAUCAAGGCUCAGAUUGAUGCAAACGUUGAUGUUCUUGUUAGCGAGCAAGCUACUUUCAUUAUGACACAAACAGGGCUAAUCGAACUAUACCGAAAAGCUGCAGCUCAUCAACCAAGUCAGGGAGCGCUUUCUGAAAUCACUGGAAUGGAGCCGUCUCACAUAUCGAGCACACUGUUUUCAUUUGAUUCGUUUCUGGCAAGUCCUGACAAACAUAAGUUAGAUCAGUGGGUGAAAUUAUCAUCGGCUAGAAUAAGGGAUACAGUACGAGAGCGGACGAUUGAGACUGUGCUGGCAGCUUAUAGAAUAAUUUAUAAUAAACUAGUUGAUCCAAGUAACAAAUACCCUCAAUUGUCGAUUAAAACCGUUGAAGAGGUCCAGGAAUUACUGAAGGUGUGGACGUAGGAUAUGCAGAAUUUUAUUUCCAUAUUUAGUGAAGGAAGAUCAUAUUCAUUCAGUAUUGGAAAUACAAUCGUAAAUUUGCACUUCAUUGGUGUUUUCGUUCGGUAUCAUCUGGAAAAAACAUAUGUGUAUAUCUUUUCCUGCUUAUACUUGGGCCAUUACUGCUGUGAUAUCUCUGUUAUAUUUUUUAAAUUUCACAAUACUCGAUUGGUGGAAUUCGAAGACUG
Molecule: messenger RNA, 2159 nt
Organism: Loa loa (African eye worm)
Lineage: Eukaryota; Metazoa; Nematoda; Chromadorea; Rhabditida; Onchocercidae
Exons: 18
Coding region: 1-1935 (644 amino acids)
Biological process (GO): intra-Golgi vesicle-mediated transport
Cellular component (GO): COG complex
Source: RefSeq, a predicted model, not a curated record